AUGGCAGCUCAAGCAGCUCCAGCAGAAGAGCUUAGCAAGCUCAGCGUCGAGGAGACCAAGCCCGUCCCCGCCGCCAACGGCAACGACAGCGAUGCCGAGUCCGGUGACGAGGAAGCCGAGGAGGGUGCUGCCGCCCCUGCCGCCGGUGCCGCCAAGAAGAAGAAAAAGAGAAAGCCCAAGAAGAAGAAGAAGGCCCCGACCAGCCAGAGCGAACCUCCGCGUGUCCUCGUCUCGCAGCUCUUCCCCAACAAGCAAUACCCCAAGGGCGAGGAGGUCGAAUACGCCAAUGACAACCUGAAGCGCGUCACCAACGAGGAGAAGCGCCAUCUCGACAACCUUGCCUCUAACCAGGAGUUCUUGACCGAUUACCGCCACGCCGCCGAGGUUCACAGACAGGUUCGCCAGUGGGCGCAGAAGAGCAUCAAGCCCGGCCAGAGCCUGACCGAGAUCGCCGAGAAUAUCGAGGAUAGUGUGCGUGCCUUGACCGGCCACAGCGGUCUCGAGGAGGGUGACGCUCUCAUUGCCGGCAUGGGUUUCCCUACCGGUCUCUCCAUCAACCACUGCGCGGCGCACUACACCCCCAACGCCGGCAACAAGAUGGUUCUGCAGGAGGACGACGUCAUGAAGGUGGAUUUUGGUGUGCACGUCAACGGCCGCAUCGUCGACAGCGCCUUCACCGUCGCCUUCAACCCCCGCUACGACCCUCUUCUCGAGGCCGUCAAGGCCGCCACCAACGCCGGUAUCAAGGAGGCCGGUAUCGACGUGCGUGUGGGCGACAUUGGCGCUGUCAUCCAGGAGGUCAUGGAGAGCUACGAGGUUGAAAUCAACGGCCAGAUGCUCCCCGUCAAGUCCAUCCGCAACUUGAACGGCCACACCAUCAACCACUACAGCAUCCACGGCACUAAGAGUGUGCCGAUCGUCAAGAGCAAUGACCAGACCAAGAUGGAGGAGGGCGAUGUCUUUGCUAUUGAGACUUUCGGCAGCACGGGUAACGGUUACGUGCACGAGGAGGGUGAGGUUUCGCACUACGCCAAGCGUGGUGAUGCGGCCAAGGUCGACCUCCGUCUGUCGUCUGCCAAGUCGUUGUUGAACGUUAUUACCAAGAACUUUGGUACUCUGCCUUUCUGCAGGCGUUACAUUGAUCGUUUGGGUCAGGACAAGUAUCUUCUCGGGUUGAACAACCUUGUGUCGCAAGGUAUUGUCGAGGCUUACCCCCCACUGGUUGAUAAGAAGGGCUCUUACACUGCCCAGUAUGAGCACACCAUUCUGCUCAGACCUACCGUGAAGGAGGUUAUCAGCCGUGGUGAUGAUUUCUAA
Molecule: messenger RNA, 1317 nt
Organism: Neurospora tetraspora
Lineage: Eukaryota; Fungi; Ascomycota; Sordariomycetes; Sordariales; Sordariaceae
Product: putative methionyl aminopeptidase
Exons: 3
Coding region: 1-1317 (438 amino acids)
Biological process (GO): proteolysis
Cellular component (GO): cytoplasm
Molecular function (GO): metalloaminopeptidase activity
Source: RefSeq, a predicted model, not a curated record